Scheffersomyces coipomensis is the source of this 1602-nucleotide messenger RNA. It is a transcript of the gene DFG16, whose product is annotated as Dfg16p. The transcript has a single exon. Gene Ontology annotation, cellular component: plasma membrane. The record is from RefSeq and is a predicted model, not a curated record. Gene Ontology annotation, biological process: cellular response to pH. NCBI's taxonomy places the organism in Eukaryota, Fungi, Ascomycota, Pichiomycetes, Serinales, Debaryomycetaceae. Bases 1 to 1602 code for a protein of 533 amino acids.
AUGGCAAAUAAUCUGUUGCUAUAUUUACAAGAAAAUGAUAUUCCUAUCAACUGUUCAAUAUAUUCAUUACCAUAUGGUUUCAUAUCAUUCAUGGAUUCAGACAAUAAUAACACAUGGUCUAAUCUAACUACUGGUUUCUUGCCCGCCUACUAUAUAACUAACUGUUCCAUACCGUUGUUGGUCGAUCUUGUUACUAAUCUGAAUAUUACUUAUACUAAUUCUACCAGCUUAGAUAAUUCAUCUCCUUAUAAUCAAAAGGAUAAUGGUGAUACGUUUGUAGCAUUGUUAUUUACCUUGAGUGGAUCUUGUGUAUCAUCAUGGAUGUUAACUUUAUUAUUUUAUUUAUCUCCUAAACAUAAACGAAAACCAAUCUUGACUCAAUUAGCCACUCUUUUUUAUUCCAUUGUUACUACCAUAUUAUUAAGUAAAGUAACUGGAGUGGCAUCUGAUGAAUAUUAUAGUGAUACUUUGGAUGUUAUUCGACUUCAUGAUAUCAUCUAUUUGGAUGAUGUUUAUAGAGGAACUAUGAUUGUAUCUCAAGUAUUGAUCUUAUUAGGUUGGUUUCAAAUCGUAUUAAAGAUAUCUCGACAAAAAUAUCAAUGGAGAAUCGGUAUAGUGGGAGUUGGUUUAAUUAUUGCUUAUACAGUGGUUAAUAUCGUAUAUGAAACCAAAUAUUAUGUAUUUGAUUCCGUAUUUGAAAAUUCAUCUAUAAACUUUGAAGCUUGGACGGUUGCAAAAGUGGUCCUUAAACUUUUACUUAUUGCUUGGUUUUCAGCAACUUUAUUAUAUUAUACUAUCUAUAUUAAAAAUCCUCGGAAUAUUUGUUAUUCAAAACGGUUAAUGCCAAUAGCAAUCUUUAAUUGGUGUAUUAUUAUCCUUCAUGUUAUAUUAAGUAUAUUAGGUUUAACUUUAUUUAAAGGAAAAUGGUUAGUAAAGACUUGGUUAACAUUUUUACCUUUUCUUUUAGAAAUCAUUCUUUUAUCAACCAUUUGGGAAUGGGUAUAUAAUAUUCGAUUAUUAGAAAAGAGAAUGGAAUUAAUGGGUGUAUUAGGAAGAAGAAUUAGUUUUGAUGAUGUAUUAAGUUUACAUCUGGAUAAACAACAUGGUCCUAAAGUUUUAUCAAAUUCAGGUGGAUUUAGUUUUUUUAAUAAUUUAUUCCGAAGGAAUCAAAAAAUCGUUACUCAAGAUGAUACUGAUAAUUCCGUAGAACUUAAAGAAAUACCAACUACUUCAAAUGAAUCAUCUAGAAAUGAUAGUAAUAAUAACAAUAAUACUGAAACAACCUUAACUGUAAAUAUAGCAGAUUCAAAUAUUCAUUCAAAUACCCCUCAAGGACUAACUGUGAAUAACAAUAAUAAUAAUAAUAAUAAUGACAUUCAUCCUACAUCUAGUGCAGGUAGCUAUGAUGAUGAAUAUAUAGAUAAUUACAAUAUUUGGGAUGAUGACGAAGAAGAUGAAAAUGAGACAGGAGCUCAACAUCAUCAUGAUAAUGAUGCUUCACACCAACCAGUUGAAGGCUCAUCAUCAAAUGCACCUCCUCCACCUUUCGAAGUACAUCCUGGUUUCAAUUCGGGCGAUUAUUGGAAUGAUCGUAAAAAUUAA